Rhinichthys klamathensis goyatoka is the source of this 1473-nucleotide messenger RNA. Its product is annotated as glycine receptor subunit alpha-2-like. The record is from RefSeq and is a predicted model, not a curated record. Gene Ontology annotation, cellular component: synapse; plasma membrane; neuron projection. Gene Ontology annotation, molecular function: transmitter-gated monoatomic ion channel activity; chloride channel activity; glycine binding. The transcript has 6 exons. Gene Ontology annotation, biological process: signal transduction; chemical synaptic transmission; chloride transmembrane transport. NCBI's taxonomy places the organism in Eukaryota, Metazoa, Chordata, Actinopteri, Cypriniformes, Leuciscidae. Bases 223 to 1335 code for a protein of 370 amino acids.
CACACACACACACACCGUUUCAUCACAAGCAGGAUUUCUCUUGUCAUCUCUAAUGGUGUUUCCUUCAAGCGCGGAAUGAUUUUAGGAGCUUUGCGGGUUUUUUCGUGGACGCGGUGCGUCUCGGUGUCGGAUAAACCAUGAGAAUCUGUGCUGAAGUGGUUCUGGGUUCACCUGAGGAAAACUGUGCUUUAGAUCGAGAGAAAACACGACGGGUGUUCGGGAAUGACUCGCCCUUCUGGGAAACUCCUCUCAACUUUACUCGCGUGUUUAAUAGGAAUGCUCAACUUCAGGAUAACGGCAGGUCAAGAGAACGAGAGACUGUUCGCUCGGGAAUCUUCAUCUUCAAUGUCGCCCUCAGAUUUCCUGGACAAACUGAUGGGCCGAACAUCAGGAUAUGAUGCGCGGAUUCGACCCAACUUCAAAGGUCCACCUGUGAACGUCACGUGCAACAUCUUCAUCAACAGCUUCGGCUCGGUGACUGAGACCACUAUGGACUACAGGGUGAACAUCUUCCUCCGGCAGAAGUGGAACGACCCGCGGCUGGCGUACAGCGAGUACCCGGACUCGUCUCUAGACCUCGACCCGUCCAUGCUGGACUCCAUCUGGAAACCAGACCUGUUCUUCGCCAACGAGAAAGGAGCCAAUUUCCACGACGUCACGACGGACAACAAGCUCCUGAGGAUCUUCAAGGACGGGACCGUUCUGUACAGCAUCAGGUUGACGUUAAUCCUGUCCUGUCCGAUGGAUCUGAAGAACUUCCCGAUGGACGUCCAGACCUGUACGAUGCAGCUGGAGAGCUGUGAGUUCCUCAGGAGUUUCUUCAUCUCCAUCUCUCUCUUCUUCAUCUCUCUGAAUCUGUGUGUCUGUUCUCCAGUCGGAUACACCAUGAACGACCUGAUCUUCGAGUGGCUGGAUAAUGGCCCGGUUCAGGUGGCUGAUGGUCUGACUUUACCACAGUUCCUCAUCCGAGACGAGAAGGACCUGGGCUACUGCACCAAACACUACAACACAGGGAAGUUCACGUGCAUCGAGGUGAAGUUCCACCUGGAGAGGCAGAUGGGAUAUUACCUGAUCCAGAUGUACAUCCCCAGCCUCCUCAUCGUCAUCCUCUCCUGGGUCUCCUUCUGGAUCAACAUGGACGCGGCUCCGGCCCGGGUCGCACUCGGCAUCACCACGGUCCUCACCAUGACGACCCAGAGCUCGGGGUCACGGGCCUCGCUGCCAAAGGUCAGCCCGCUCACUCACUUCUCAACCAGAAAUAUGAGGGUCUGUAACAUCAUACACUCAUUUGUUACACAAGUCUUUAUUUCUCUAUUGGUCCGAAUAUCCGGGUGAAACGCUUCAGCAACAAGAACACAUGUGGGCGGGGCUUGACUGUGUCUGAGGGGAAUUGAUUGGAUGGUUGUGGUUUGCUAUUGGCUGAGCUCAUGUGAGUGACAGGUUAAAGCCCCGCCCACAUCAUCAGAGAAGAGA